This is a messenger RNA of Salvelinus sp. IW2-2015, 2446 nucleotides long. RefSeq names its product RAB39B, member RAS oncogene family b (gene rab39bb). Gene Ontology annotation, cellular component: Golgi apparatus. Gene Ontology annotation, molecular function: GTP binding; myosin V binding; GTPase activity. The record is from RefSeq and is a predicted model, not a curated record. Gene Ontology annotation, biological process: Rab protein signal transduction; vesicle-mediated transport. NCBI's taxonomy places the organism in Eukaryota, Metazoa, Chordata, Actinopteri, Salmoniformes, Salmonidae.
UUGGAGAUUAGGCAACCACAGCCCUUUAGUUUACUGAUAAAGUUGUGUACAUACAGUAAGUCAAUAGUUCACUGUACUUUCUGUCCACCACUUUGCUGCUGGGGGAAAGGAAACGAACUACAUGUCCAGCGUAUUUGAUACACUGUAUCCGGKUCAACGCACAAGCAGCUGUUGGUAACCAAACAUACAGUACUAUGUAUCUUUACGCGCAUACAAUAUUGUCAAUUUUACACGCACGAUUAUUAACCGUUUUAUCAGUUAUAGUCCAAAAUAUGUUUAAUGUUUGGUACGCAGUAUAUAGGGUGUAAAACUUGAAUAUUUAGUGUCAGUGGUCCUAUCUAUAUUUUUGCCUUUUAGCUUACUAAUAUUGAUGGAUAUGCUAUAAAAGCCUAUUGGUGAGAGGUUCUUUCAAUAACCUACCAAAAAUGGUAGCCAAUAGGUCAAAUUAAUUACAUUUCAUAAAACGACUUAAGAACAAGGACAUUGAUCUACAUGUCAUUGCUCUAAUGGUUUUAUUAACACAGUUUUGUGUCGCUGUGUUUUUUUCUAGAUAUGCGGAUAAAGUGUUUGUGCGCGUCGAUAUUGAUGUUUACGGUAGUAGAGGUGCUGAUGCGGGCUGGGCGGUGGAAUGAGUCAGGGUCUGUGAUGGUGCUGCUCGCGCUGCCAUUUCAUCAGCAGCAACAUUUAUUUCGUUUAGCUUCCUUCAAAAACACAAAAAGAGAUAAGGAGAGGAGUGAAAACUAAACUAACCUUCAGAAUUUAGCCAUAGGUCUAUCACAUUUUACAGUUGUGUGAUUUCAAAACAACAGUGUAGACCUAGGCUAUCAUUCACAAAUGAUAGCAUUCUGGGGAGUAAAGCGUGCUGUGAAUUUUUCUAGGGAGUCAUUAAUAGACCGUUAUAAAGACAUCACAACGAAGACCCGUUGGUAGAUUUCCGCAGGGCAAUUGUAAACUGCUGUUCAUGCGUUGCUGUGAGACGUUCUUUCGGGCGUUUGUUCUACGAAAGCUUCUCAAUGCAACGGAACCUGCAGCAAUCGGGUUCUGAGCCGCGCAACCAAACCACAAGCUAGACAGUAGUCACCAUGGAGGCGAUAUGGUUGUACCAGUUCAGACUCAUCGUCAUUGGGGACUCGACGGUGGGGAAAUCGUGUUUGAUCCGGCGGUUCACAGAGGGACGCUUCGCCCAGGUGAGCGACCCAACAGUCGGCGUAGAUUUCUUCUCUCGCCUGGUGGAGAUCGAGCCGGGGAAACGCAUCAAGCUACAGAUCUGGGAUACGGCGGGACAGGAGCGCUUCAGGUCCAUCACCAGAGCCUACUAUCGUAACUCGGUGGGCGGGCUCCUCCUGUUUGACAUCACAAACCGCCGUUCCUUCCAGAAUGUUCAUGAUUGGCUAGAGGAGGCCCGGAGCCACGUCCAACCACACAGRAUUGUGUUCCUAUUGGUCGGCCACAAGUGUGACCUGGAACCUCAGCGCCAGGUAACUCGUCAGGAGGCUGAGAAACUCGCCGGCGCCUACGGGAUGCGUUACGUAGAAACUUCGGCCCGCGACGCCAUAAACGUGGAGCACGCCUUCACGGAGCUGACCAGGGACAUCUUUCAGCUGGUGAGGGGCGGUGACAUCACUAUCCAGGAGGGCUGGGAGGGGGUGAAGAGCGGCUUCGUUCCCAACGUGGUCCACUCCUCCGAGGAGGUCACCAAGAGCGACCGACGCUGCUUCUGCUGAUCUAGAGGGAUCUACUAGAUCCCUGACUCGAGUCUGUUUUCCCUUAGGUCCUCCUGAACUUGCACCCAGAUCAAUUUCAGCUAUCUAGUCUAGCCAUUUGCCUCUACUGAUCUGCAUCUGGAUGGAGGGAUCCUACCCACAACUAGAUCCCUGCCUGGUUUUCAUUUGAUCCUCCUUGGUCCUCAAAGGUGUCCACUUUUCAGAGUGAUCUGCUAUCUGGAUGGAUGAUGGAUCCCUUCGCUACAAAUACCUGGUUAAUACCUGGUUUCCCUUUAGGUCAGGGAUGGGCAACUUUGAUGGGGGUGGGGGCCACAAAAAAUCUGAACUCAUCAUGAGGGGCCGCAGUGGCUCACGGGUCUGUGUACCCACAAAACCACACACCUGUCUCUGAUUUGUACAAUCAAUCUAUUUGUGCAGUUAAACUACUUAACUCUUUUAACUAAAUGCAUUAUACCAGUAGCUAGGGCCGUCCCUAGCCUUUUGGUGGCGUUAAGCGAGAUUUGGUUGGCAUCCCCCUACCUCACAGGUAAAACAUUUUACUGGCCCCCGUCCUGACGGCGGAGAGAAAAAAGUUAAUUUCCUGCAAUUCUACACAUUUUGCCAUGGUGCGGAGGGAAAAGGUGUGCCAUUUUAUAACAAAUUUCAAGCAAUUCUACUCAUUUUGCCAUGAGACAGAGAGAAGAAUUUGCUGUUUUAAAGCUAAUUUCCUGCAAUUCUAUCCA